GAGAACAGCCAUCGCGUGGAGUAGAGAGCUUCGAGGACUUUGAAAUAGACAUGUGCGUCAAGGAUCAAUUGGACGUUGUUCGCCAAUGACAUAGGUAACGGCAACCAGGUGACAAGAAGGACGCACGCAGCCUAACGAUCGACUGAAAAUGGCCAAAAGCGCUGAGAGAUUACCCGGUACUUCCACCAGACUUAGGACCAGGGACGACGGCUGCUGUUCCGUGAAUUUCUUGAAAUACGUUCUUCACAUUUACAACGUGGUGCUGUUUCUGUCGGGACUGGUAGUAGGUGGCAUCGGUAUCUGGACGGUAGCGGCGAAGCACAGCUACGUGUCACUGAUGUCCACGUCGACGUAUCCUACUUUGGCCUACGCCUUGAUCGUCGCAGGUGUACUAGCUGUCAUCGGUAGCUGGCUCGGAUGCGGCGGCGUAACUUCUGAAAAUCGAUGUGUCCUCCUCGUGUACAUCUUCGUGGUGAUGGCGGUGCUCGUUCUGGAGGCCGGAGUCGGUGCCCUGGCACGUCUGUAUGAGGAACAAGUUGGCCCUGAAUUGAAGAUGAAUUUGAAUCGCACCUUCCUCGAGAACUAUGCCGUGCGAUCUCGAGAAACUGCGGCCAUCGACCAAAUGCAGAAAGAAUUCAAAUGCUGCGGUGCCUUGAGAUUCGAGGACUGGCUCGUGAGCGAGUGGCAUAAGGAUGAGGAGGUCCUCAAGAACGGCAGCGUCGUACCUGACAGCUGCUGCAAGACACCGACGUUACUUUGUGGGAAAAGGGAUCAUCCCUCCAAUAUUCAGUACACGGGCUGCAUUUACAAGUUCCUGGAGACGACGAAAGACCACCUGAUAAUCCUGGGCGCUGUCGGGCUCGGUCUAUCUGUCCUCGAGCUCUUCGGCAUCGUUCUCGGCUCCUGCCUUUAUAUAAAGCUCAGGCACGACUUUGACGACUGAGAAUUGCUUCAAUGCCCCGAGGGCAACAACAACGGCCAGUCGUGGUGCAGAUACAUGCAGAACAAUCCGGAGACCGUUUGAUCGUCGGAGUAGGGGCGGGAGGAUGCGCGAUUACAGCCGCGGGAUCGUACAGAUGAAAGGGAACCAUCCUCAACCGCGGGCUCUCGUUCAUCACUCUCUUCCCCUAACGUGUUCAGAAAGGUAUCAACAAGUGAAAAUAGAGGUAACGAUAAAGAAACGGCGCAGUCUCCGUCGAUCGUUGCCUCGCUUCCCGCGAACUUUGCGCAAAUUACGUGAUUACGGACAAUCAAAGAGGGAAGCAAAAGUUCAAAGGUAAAAACCAAUAAAUUGUAAAAAUCGUUCCGACGUCUUGCGGUCUGAAAGCAAAAGGUGCUUCUGAUCAUUGAACACUUGUGCAACGGAGUUGGGUUUAAGACUCGUCUGCAUUACCAACGAUAUUAAAUAGAUCCUUUCAAAGACGGUGCUAUUACAAAGAAAUGAAAGAAAACACUGAAACGUAUCACGAAAAUCGCUUCUGAAAUCGAUCGACUUUGUUCGUGCCUUCGUAAUGAUUUAUUUCGCAAUGGUACCGUCUUUAUUGUAUCGUUUCAGAAUUUUCAUAAGCUCGCAGCAAUGCCAACAGGUUUUAAAUCCGGCUUUAGUGCCUUUUCAAGCAGCGUUCCCACGCAAGAAAUUACAAAGAUAUGAACACACUUUUAAUAAACAAGCAUGCGUGGGCACAUUUGCAGGACCAGUAUAAUUAUCUCGAGUAUGUAUCUAAGGCCUUUCGCGAUCGGCGCAACCGAUCGGUUGCGCGACUCACGACUAGCCAAAACUGUAGUUCUCGUUGUCAAUGGUGUUUGAAUAUUUUCUGUGGUAUUUUCUCCCGAAUAAAAACGAACCUGAAUCCUUUUUUAUAGUGCAUCGUCGGUCCAUUAACGUUAAUUAUCCAGAUAGCCAAAUCUACCAAGAGAAUGUAUCGCAAAUUGUGUGUUGCAUAUUAUGUUAGUAGAUCACUAGCAAAAAAAAACAGCCGAAAUAGUUUAUUGUUUUUCUAAUAUCGGUAGAAAUAUAUUGAAAAAUGAGUAUAGUACCUUGCAUUCCCAGCAAACAAGCUUAUUUGUCGUUAUUCUGGUCAAAUAUUAUUUUGUAUCAAAAUAACGACAAAUAACAUCAGCUUGUUUGCUGAAUUACGACAUCAUAAUGACAAGGUAUGCUCCAUUUCUGAUGCAUUUCCGUUAUUACAUUAUGGUAAAUCGUAAUGGCAGAAAUUAAACUAAAGAGGAUACAAUGGAUAGAAAUUUGCUUUAAAAUCAUGACUGAACUUGCUGGCAACUACUAGCAUAUUGCACUUUGGUUAUCUGGAUACACAAAGUCUAAUCUCCUUUGUCGAACGUAAUAUUUUACAAACUCGACGAAAUUUUGCACGCGCGAAGGCGCUGACUCGAUACUGCCAUUGCAAAUUUGCACAAUUUUCAAUCGCGAUUCAAGUAUACCGAUUGCGCCGUUGUAAAAGCCAUGACAAAAAUGAAACUUGCGCGUUAUGGAAGCCACAUGACCACGUCUGACUUUUCUCGCGGUCUGACAAAAAGAUCUGAUCGAGUGAUGUCAAUUUUCCUACGGUUGGAUCGCACGUCAUCGAGUUUAGUUAACAUGUCUUUUUUUUCAUCUUGGCUCGCACGCACUGCGUCGUUGAAUAAAUAUGAUUGAACGAAUUCAUGCACCUACCGUAAACACGAUGACGGAUCGAUCUGUAUCCGGUGCAGCGUAGACAAGGCGAAAAUCGACUUGAUAGAACUGCAAACAGUGCCUUCAUGAUAUUGUUAAGCUCAGAGAUAUUUUAGAGUACACGUAAAAAAAAAAAAAGAACGUCGUGACAGUGUAAAUUGUUAAUUAAAGAGGAACCAGCGGAGAAGAGGGAAAAGAGAGAGACUUUAGCGUGUAACAAAUUUCACACACAAGCAGCAUGUAUAUAUCCGUUGCUUCGUAAAUGAGUACAAGCCUUUGCACAUUAUUUAUGGAUAAAUACCUUCGUCCGCGUUAAAAAACGAGAGCGCGCCGCUCGAAUCGACAAUUGUAAGCUACAAAAAUUUUCCCACCGAUCGAUAGCCCCUCCCCCCCCCCUCCAUUGUGUCCCACGCGGUAUGAAUUUUGAUACACAUUUAUUUCGCGAUCACAACGGCCGAUCGUUUGAUGAUCAAAAUCUUGCAAUUGCAGAUUCCACCGAUGUCCUCGCACGAGAAAAAGUCCAAACAUAUUUUACUACUGUAUCAUUGGAUCAUAUGUUAUCUUUGCUAAAUACAGACUAAAUAUAACAUCAAUGUUAUAACUUCCUAAUCAAUAAUGUAACUGUUAUGUAUUAAGUGUUACAUCAACGUAUUGAUCAACUAAUUACAUUUUAUAAAUGUAAUUGAUCGACCACACAUGCUUGGUAAAGAAGCCUAUCUAACAUACUAACCAAUAUGUUGAUGCAAUCUGUAAAAUAUCGUAUUAUAAAGUAUCAUAUUACACUUAUAUUGUUGAGAGGGAAGUUAUAAUAUUGAUGUAACGCGCGCGCGCGUUACUGUUAGUUUCUGUUUAGCGGGUUUUAAUCUUAAUAUUAUUGUCCUCUCUUUGCUAUUAUGUAUACAUGUAUUAUCGAUUAGCGUCUA
Cyphomyrmex costatus is the source of this 3594-nucleotide messenger RNA. Its product is annotated as CD151 antigen. The coding region runs from base 149 to 943 and encodes 264 amino acids. The record is from RefSeq and is a predicted model, not a curated record. Lineage: Eukaryota; Metazoa; Arthropoda; Insecta; Hymenoptera; Formicidae. The transcript is spliced from 6 exons. Gene Ontology annotation, cellular component: plasma membrane.